This is a messenger RNA of Ceratotherium simum simum (southern white rhinoceros), 1916 nucleotides long. RefSeq lists its product as uncharacterized. Gene Ontology annotation, molecular function: DNA-binding transcription factor activity, RNA polymerase II-specific; RNA polymerase II cis-regulatory region sequence-specific DNA binding. Gene Ontology annotation, biological process: regulation of transcription by RNA polymerase II. The record is from RefSeq and is a predicted model, not a curated record. NCBI's taxonomy places the organism in Eukaryota, Metazoa, Chordata, Mammalia, Perissodactyla, Rhinocerotidae.
UACAAAUGGAGUAUAGAUCCCCAGUGCUUUCAGUCUUAUGCAUCCUACUCUACACAUGUUUGUGAUGUUUUAGGACUCAGUGACCAUUGAGGAUGUGGCUGUGAACUUCACCCCAGAGGAGUGGGCUUUACUGAAUCCUUCACAGAAGAAACUCUACAGAGGUGUGAUGUGGGAAACCUUCAGGAACCUGGCCUCAAUAGGUAAAACAUGGGAUGAUCAUGAUAUUGAAGAUCAGUACAAAAACUGGGGGAGACAGCUAAGAAGUCAUAUGUUAGGGAGACUCUGUGAGACUGAAGAGGGUAGUCAAGAUGGAGAAAACUUCAGCCUUAUUCCAAAUCUCAAUCUGAACAAGAAAACUACAGGAGCUAAACCAUGUGAAUGCAGUGCAUGUGGAAAAGUCUUCAUGCAUCAUUCAUCCCUUAAUAGGCACAUUAGAUGUCACACUGAACACAAACCAUAUCACUAUCAAAAAUGUGAAGAAAAGCCAUAUAAAUGUAAGGAAUGUGGGAAAGCCUUCACUUUUCCCCAUUUGCUUCGAAUACAUGAAAGAACUCAUACUGGAGAGAAACCCUAUGAAUGUAAAAAUUGUAGUAAAGUAUUCAUUUCACCAAGUUUACUUAAAAAACAUGAAGGACUUCAUACUGGAAAGAAACCCUUUGAAUGUAAAAUAUGUGGUAAAGCCUUCAGGUUUCCCAGUGAUGUUCAAGGACAUGAAAGAAGUCAUACUGGAGAGAAACCGUAUAACUGUAAGACAUGUGGGAAAGCCUUCAGUUUUUCCUUUAGUGUUCGAGUACAUGAAAGAAUUCAUACUGGAGAGAAACCCUAUGGAUGUAAGGAAUGUGGGAAAGCCUUUAUAACUCCCUCAAGCCUUCGAGCACACAUGAUCACUCACACUGGAGAUGGGCCUUAUAAAUGUAAGGAAUGUGAGAAAGUAUUCAUUUCUCCCAGUAUAUUUCGAAUACAUGAAAGGAGUCACACUGGAGAGAAACCCUUUGAAUGUAAAGAAUGCAGUAAAGCAUUCACUUCUUCCAGUUCUCUUCGAAAACAUGAAAGAACUCAUACUGGAGAGAAACCCUAUGAAUGUAAAAUAUGUGGUAAAGCCUUCAGUUUUUCUAGUAAUGUUCAUGUACAUGAAAGAACUCAUACUGGAGAGAAACCCUAUGAAUGUAAAAAAUGCAAUAAAGCAUUCAUUUCUCCCAGUUUACUUCAAAAACAUGAAAGAAUUCAUACUGAAGAGAAAAGCUUUGAAUGUAAAAUAUGUGGGAAAGCCUUCAGGUUUUCCAAUUCUCUUCAAAUACAUGAAAGAACUCACACUGGAGAGAAACCCUAUGAAUGUAAAAAAUGCAGUAGAGCAUUCUCUUCUUCCAGUUAUCUUCAAAUUCAUGAAAGGAGUCACACUGGAGAAAAACCGUAUGAAUGUAAAAAAUGCAGUAAAGCAUUCACCUCUUCUAGUUCUCUUCAAAUACAUGAAAGGAGUCACACUGGAGAAAAACCGUAUGAAUGUAAAAAGUGCAGCAAAGCAUUCACUUCUUCCAGUUAUCUUCAAAUACAUGAAAGGAGUCACACUGGAGAGAGACCCUAUGAAUGUAAAAAAUGCAGUAAAGCAUUCACUUCUUCCAGUUAUCUUCAAAUACAUGAAAGGAGUCACACUGGAGAGAAACCCUAUGAAUGUAAAACAUGCAGUAAAGCAUUCAGUUGUUCAAGUUCUCUUCGAAAACAUGAAAGAACUCAUACUGGAGAGAAACCCUAUGAAUGUAAAAUAUGUGGUAAAGCCUUCAGUUUUUCCAGUAAUGUUCAUGUACAUGAAAGAACUCAUACUAGAGAGAAACCUUCUGAAUAUAAAAAAUACAGUAAAGCAUUCACUUCUUCAAGUUCUCUUUGAAAACGUGAAAACUCAUACUGGAGAGAAACCUUAU